AUGGCUUUUCAAAUUGGAAAAAAGGAGAGACUACAAAUUCAUGUUAGGAUUCAUGAUAGCGCUCAUAAUCAGGCUUGGAGAAAAUGUGAAGCACUUAUGAGACCAAAACAACACAUCACUGCUGCUAUUGAAAAACAAUCUGAGCAAGCUAAAAAGAAUUAUCAAAUUCACUUGAUAGCAACAAUUGAUUGUAUUAGAUUUCUUUUGCGACAAGGAUUGGCCUUUCGUGGUAAUGAUGAGACGGGUGAUUCUGUUAACCAAGGAAAUUUUUUGGAACUUCUAAAUUUUCUUGCGCAACAUAAUGAAGAGAUUGAUCGUGCUUUCAAAAAUGCUCGUGGAAAUCUUAAACUAAUAGUACCCUCAAUCCAAAAAGACAUUGUAAGAGCUGCUACAAGGGAAACGACAAAAGUCAUUGUUGAUGAUCUUGGUGAUGAAUUAUUUGCUGUAUUGGUUGAUGAAGCCUGCGACAUUUCCAUUAAGGAGCAAAUGUCAGUUUGCUUAAGGUAUGUGAACAAAGAAGGACAAGUUAGGGAGCAUUUUCUUGGUCUUGUUCAUGUUUCUAAUACUAAUGCUUUAUCUCUAAAAUUAGCAUUGGAGUCAUUAUUAGAAACAUAUAAUUUAAGUUUAUCAAGAGUACGUGGACAAGGAUAUGAUGGUGCAAGUAACAUGCAAGGAGAAUUUAAUGGUUUGAAAACUUUGAUAUUGAAAGAAAAUUCUUAUGCUUUCUAUGUACAUUGCUUUGCCCACCAACUUCAGUUAGCUCUUGUAACGGUUGCAAAAAAACAAGUUGAAAUUGCUUUGCUUUUUAAUUUGUUAACCAAUUUGUGCAAUGUUGUUGGAGCUUCGUGUAAACAAAGAGAUAUGCUUCGUGAUAGUCAGAUGACUAAGACAAUUGAAGCAUUAAAUGAUGCAUGA
Arachis ipaensis is the source of this 915-nucleotide messenger RNA. RefSeq lists its product as uncharacterized. Lineage: Eukaryota; Viridiplantae; Streptophyta; Magnoliopsida; Fabales; Fabaceae. The record is from RefSeq and is a predicted model, not a curated record.